AGUGGGGUGAGAGACACCGGGUUGAUUUCAACCAAUCACGCUCUUAUUCAAGUCUUGGUUUGAAAGUGACCAAUCACAUCACAUGCACGUCUUCUAAAAAGCAUUUUCACACAUCCAUUGCUUCAAACAUGAUAAUUUGGGCCAUUUUGAUCUUUUGGGCUUCUGGGGUCCGACCUGAUCACAUUCGUGAAAAUGUCUUGUUACAAACAUUCCAGCUGGGAGAUGAUGUUACAAUCAAAUGCUUCUCGAUAGAAAGUUUUGGCAGCACAAUGGUUUGGUAUAAGCAGAGCAUUGGACGGAUCCCUCGGCCUAUUGCAUACAAUUAUUGGCAUUAUAUAGAAUUUAAGGAUGAAUUUAAAAAUGGGAGAUUUAAUAUUUCCACAAGCCAAGGAUCUUUUCAUCUGAACAUCACAGCUAUGACCAAGGAGGACGUCGGAAUUUACUAUUGUGGGACGUUGGUCUUGAAUUCAAUUCAAUUUAUCUCUGGAGUGAAUCUGAUGCUAAAAGGAACUCAAUCUAAAGACUUUAAUGUGGCAUGUGGGGAGACACCAGUUGUGAAUGGAACCACUUUUAAGAAUAACGAAAGCAACAAUCAAAAAGUAUGGGAUCCUGUGUUACUUUGCCUGAUAUCCUCCAAUGUUGUUUUUGUGAUAGUAAUUGUCACACUCCUGGUUGUUCAAUGCAAACGCUGGGGAAACCGGCAUAGAGGAUCUACAAAUCUAGCAUCUCCAUCAUGUGAGAUAGGAGAUUCAGAUGUGAAUUAUGCGGCUGUGAGUUUUGCCUCCGUCCCUCCAGCCAGAAGAUCAAACAACAUACUGAAUACAGUGAUAACAUCUGUUGAAUACAGUGAAGUGAGGACAAGCUGACGGAUCACACGAUUUAACAGAUUAUUUGACAUUUAUCUUUACAAAAUGAUUUGCCUUUUUAUAAACAUGUAUUAUUAAGCAUCAAUUACUGUACAUGUAGUUCAUCCAAAUUUUACUUUGAAUUAUUAUUGUGUGUAUAGAAAUACUUACCCCCAGUUUCACAGAAAAGGGUCAAGUCUAGUCACAUACUAAAUUGAAUGUUUGAGCUUUUUUAACUUUAAGCAACUUGCAAUGACAUAUCAUAUGUCAGUUUAACUUUUAAAAAACAUUUAACUUUAUGUCUGUCCCUUUAAAAGCAAAUGAGCUGCUGCUCCCAGCGCAGGGGGCGGAGCUACAACAGCUUGUGUCCUGAAAAUUUCUAAAACGUUUAGCCUUUUAUGUUCAAAGAAGUGGAGUCAGACAAAGGUGGAGAGACUCAAGAAGAAGUGACAUGCAGACAACAUUUCUGAAUGGUUAGCUGAU
Pimephales promelas (fathead minnow) is the source of this 1328-nucleotide messenger RNA. Lineage: Eukaryota; Metazoa; Chordata; Actinopteri; Cypriniformes; Leuciscidae. The record is from RefSeq and is a predicted model, not a curated record.